Messenger RNA from Trichoderma atroviride IMI 206040, 4257 nucleotides. RefSeq lists its product as uncharacterized. Gene Ontology annotation, biological process: pericentric heterochromatin formation; regulation of DNA repair; replication-born double-strand break repair via sister chromatid exchange. Gene Ontology annotation, molecular function: NAD+ binding; histone deacetylase activity, NAD-dependent. Gene Ontology annotation, cellular component: nucleus; mating-type region heterochromatin. The record is from RefSeq and is a predicted model, not a curated record. Lineage: Eukaryota; Fungi; Ascomycota; Sordariomycetes; Hypocreales; Hypocreaceae.
GCGAGCCUCGGCGCCUGCGCGAAGCAGCUCGAGCAAGUCCUCACUGUCCCGACAGGAUGGGCAAGGUUGAACGAGGUCGUGAACCCUUCGCGCCACAUCCGAAUGGCAAUUGCUCUGCGGCAGCCCAAUAUUGCCAACUUGGAGUCCAAGAUGACAGCCAACGGCAACCAUCUGUCUUUGGAUGAAAUCCGUGAAUUGCAGGCUCCGGCGCAAAAGGACAUUGACGAUGUGCUACAUUGGCUCUCACAGAACGGCAUCUCUGGCACCGUCAAGAACGACUUCAUUCACAUCAGAACGACAGUCGCCAAAGCCGAGCCCUUGCUGAACAUGAAGCUGAGCCGUUACUCAUUUGAGGGCAAAAAGCCUGUACUUCGUACCACCAAAUAUACAGUCCCCGACUCCAUUGCCGACGCCAUCAGCUUUAUCCACCCCUUGGCCAACUUCAUGUCGGCUCGCCAUACUGCACAGGUCGUGUCUGCACCAGCGCUAUCAGCGUCCAAGGCCGUACAAGAUGCACAAGACGAGGCAUUUUGCGCCGGUGGUGUCGAGCCCGCGUGCCUUCUCCAGCUCUACAACAUCACAUAUUCGCCAGAGAACAAUAUCUCGCCCGUCAUUUUUGGUGUGGCUGGUUUCCUCGAGGAGAAUGCCAAUCUGCAGGAUCUGCAGCAGUUUCUCAGCACAUCUGCGCCUGAAGUCGCCAAAGCCGGCCGCUCCAUCAACGUCGAGCUGAUUAAUGGAGGCGUAAAUUCGCAAAACCUAUCCGAAGCCGGCGGAGAAGCUGCCCUGGACGUCGAUUAUGCUGUAUCGAUUGGCUUCCCUACGAAUGUUACAUACUACAUUACCGGAGGACGCGGAGUCAAGCUGAAUGAUAACGGGACGGCAAUCGUAGGGGAGGAUGACGAUAACGAGCCCUAUUUGGAGUUCUUUGAUUAUCUCCUCGACAAGCCCGAUGGCCAGGUUCCUCAUGUACUGUCGCUCUCAUACUCGGAUGACGAGUUGACGGUCCCUCGCGAUUAUGCAGAGCGCGUUUGCAACUUGUUUGGCCUGCUCACGGCUCGUGGAACCUCCAUCAUCUUCGCAUCCGGCGACGGCGGCGCUCGAGGAGGUCGCAACUCCAACUGUGUCACCAACGAUGGCACACACCGGCCAGUCGCAAUGGCGACGUUCCCUCCCACCUGCCCCUGGGUGACUUCAGUUGGCGCUGUGGAAAAUAUUGUUGAGCCGCCCAGCGGCGCCAGCUUCAGCACCGGCGGAUUCUCCCAGUAUUUCUCCCGGCCAGCGUGGCAAGAAGCCGCGGUGACGGGCUACAUCAAGACCCUGAAUGGACACCUGGAUGGACUUUACAACCCGUCUAUGCGUGCCAUUCCCGAUGUCGCCGCAGUCGGCACUGAUUUCAUGGCCAUCGUAGGCGGACAGACGCAUUAUCUGCAAGGCACCAGCGCCAGCACUCCCCUAUUCGCGUCCCUCAUUGCCUUGAUCGACGACGCAAGGCUGCGUGCCGGAAAGAAGCCUCUGGGGUACCUCAAUAGUGUUCUUUAUUCAGACAAGGUCAAGUCUGUUCUGCAGGAUAUCACGUCAGGGCAGAGCGCCUCUUGCAUCGUCAACGGAACGAGGCCUGGAGGAUGGCCGGCGGCUGUGGGCUGGGACGCCAUUACCGGGCUUGGGGUGCCGAAAGAGUUUGACAAGCUGCUAAAGUCUUUAUUUACCAUUCCCUCGGCCACCGUAAACAUCAACAGUCGCAUCUCCUUCUUCGGCAUAUUCUCACCGGCAGCCGGCCUCGCUCAGUCUCUCAAGAUGCCUACGCAACACGUCGAGCCGGAGUCUCACGAUCUUCUUCAAGAUGUCGCCAACGCGCUGCUCAAGGCGCGAAAGGUGGUUGUUGUGACUGGCGCUGGAAUCAGUACCAAUUCUGGCAUUCCGGAUUUCCGCUCCGAGAACGGACUCUACUCCCUUAUCCAAGCCCAAUUCGAUGCUGCGAACCACCAGACACGAUCGGUCGAGCGCUCCCGGACGGAUGGUACUGGCGCCGGCGCCGGCGUGGAAGAAGACGAAUCGGCGAAACGUGGAACGAGUAUAUCGCGGGAGCCUUCUCCAGAAUUGGACGAAGUUGCUCAACAACUAAGAGAAGACAUCAAGGCGCGCGCAGAAUCCGAAGCUCUGGCGUCCGGCAAGGACGCUGAUACACAACGAAUCGAGCCCGCCUCAGCUCCCGACGCGUUAAUCGAAACCCGUUCGAUCACUUCACAUCCAAAGUCUGCACUUCUUCCCGCGCCACAACUGACGACAUCUCCUCCAUCCUCUCCUCCCAGAGAGGCCUUCAUGCUUACUCCGUCAUCACUGCGAGCCCAUGGGGACCAUAUCGCCGGCGCCUCUCAUAAGCUUGUUUCGUCCCCUCUCUCUUCACCCCCGCCAGUUCUCUUCGACCCCUUCCAUCCCUCCUCUCCUUCAGAUGAAAACAUGAGCCGCCGCAGUAGCACUACACCGUCUGAAAUGGACGAAUCUCAGGAGUUGCCGUCCGCUUCCCAAACGUCCAAUGUGGCGAGGACGUCUUUGCCCAACAUGAAGGGCAAGGAUCUCUUUGACGCCUCGAUAUGGGCAGACCCUACGAGAACCUCGGUGUUUUACCAGUUUGCAACAUUAUUGAGGCAAAAAGUCCGGGAGGCCGAGCCUACAAGCUCACAUAAGUUUAUCAGUCAUCUUAGAGAUCGUGGCAAGCUCGUGCGAUGCUACACGCAAAACAUUGACCAAAUCGAGGAAAAAGUUGGCCUGUCGACAUCUCUUCUGGCCGGCCCUGGCAGUAGGGGCCGCUUCUCACGCAAGUCAACCGCAAACACGGCACAGCUCAAUAAGAUGGUCGAAGAAGUAUCCAGCGGUGAGAACAGCAGCGAUGCUGCUCCCUCUAGCAGCCAAUCACCAAGCGAGACGCCAACAAAUGCACCAGACCAGCAAUCACAGACCAGCACCACAUCAUCCCAGCCCAUUGGUAAGACGGAAGAUGAAACUACCACACCGCCAGAUCAACCCAAACCAAUCCCAAGAAAGGAGGCGCCGGCACUGCGUUCUGGUGUGGAGUGCGUCUUCCUGCAUGGCUCUCUACACCUUCUACGGUGCUUCCUUUGCGGACGAGUUUGCUCUUGGGACGACGAGGACCGCGAAGUGGAGACGCUUUCUGGCCAACAGCCUGAAUGCCCUCACUGUGUUGGUGCCACUGAGGCUCGCCAGGAAAGGGGCAAGCGUGCGUUGGGCGUGGGCAAGCUGCGCCCUGACAUUGUGCUCUACGGUGAAGAACACCCAAACGCCCACCUUAUCAGCCCCAUCGUGACGCAUGAUCUUGCUUUAUAUCCGGACAUGCUCCUGAUCCUUGGGACGAGCCUACGGGUCCACGGCCUCAAAGUCAUGGUCAGAGAGUUUGCAAAGACAGUGCACAGCAAGGGUGGCAAAGUGGCAUUUGUCAAUUUCACCAAACCGUCAGAGAGCUCCUGGGGCGACAUCAUCGACUACUGGAUCCAAUGGGAUUGUGAUGCUUGGGUAGCCGAUCUCCAAGUUCGCAUACCAAAACUUUGGCAAGACCCCGAACCGCCAAAGAUCAGGAAGAAGCGUGAAGUAGGAGGAGCCGGCGAAGAGAACAAAGAGGAGAAGAAGAAGCCGCCCGCUCAGAACCCUGUCGCCUUGCGUGACACCAAAGUGAAUGGCGCCUACUGCACGUUGAAAAUCUUGAAAGAGCUGCGAAGAAUUGCGGGCAGCCCACCACCACCACCGUCUUCUUCUUUACCGCUUCCUCUACCUAUACCUAUGCCGCCACUACAUUGCACCACGGCAGCCAUUACCGCCACCCCUGAGCUCCCUGCUCCCGCCCAAGUCGUCCCUGAAGCUGCCGUUAUAGACGCUUCACCUGUCAGCACGCCAAAAGCAAAGCCCAGGCGUUCGCGUAGGUCAGCCCCUGGAACCAUGGACAGGCCAAAGAGGACACCAUCGACAUUGAAUCCAAAUCAUGGCCGCACAAAGAAGCCCGCAGAAGAGGCCAAACAAGACGUGCCCGAGACACCUGAUCAACCCCCUUCUGUCAACACGGUGGAAGAGUUCAGCUCCAUUCUACACUCUGUCAAGUCGAAUCCCCGUAUUAGGAAGAGGAAAAUGAUUGAUGGAGAAGAGUUUGUGUUCCCUGCGGUUGGGAAGAAGCGCGCUGCAUUGGAUAGCCUGUAUAAAGGCCCUGAGGAAGAGGACAAGAAGACGCUGCCCCCUCUACGUCCAAAGCCC